Messenger RNA from Vespa mandarinia (Asian giant hornet), 597 nucleotides. RefSeq lists its product as uncharacterized. Lineage: Eukaryota; Metazoa; Arthropoda; Insecta; Hymenoptera; Vespidae. The record is from RefSeq and is a predicted model, not a curated record.
CUAAAAAAUAAGAUUUAGGUUUUAGUAUGCGUUUGUAUGAAUAUCUUAUCAAAAUGUCAAGAACAUUCGGUACCAAUGUGGUUAUGGAUCAUUUAUUCAAUAAAUUCCAUGACUUAUGCUAUUAUCUUACUUGUUUUGAGUUUGGCACAUAUUUUUCAAAAGAAGAAAAACGUCAUGGAAUUCACCUAUUUUCUAAUCGGUAUUACUUUAUAUUGGAUAGCAAGUAUAUCAGGUAUCAUUAGAUAUUAUACGAUAAUACAGAGUAACAAUAAAAAUCAAUGUGAUGAGAAAACAAUUGGAAUCAUUUUAAUAAUAUGCUCCUUCCUAAUGAUGUUCGAUGUUUGUAUGAAAAUUUUUAUGGAUAACAGGCAAGUGUAUCUGAUAGCAGAAUUACGACCACAAGAAAUAGAAUUGUCAGAGCGUUGAUAAGAACGAUCCGACGAAAGAUGUGACUAAACCUUUAAAUAAAAAAAUUAAAACAUUUUUUAUUAUUCAAACUUACUCCUUCGUUGUACCUUCAAAUAAUAUCAAAUUCUUCCACGAAACUUGAUUUACGAAGUUUUAGUUACAAUUAUAUACACUAAAUCAGCAAUCAGA